AUGAUAACACGCUCACUUUUUCUCUCUCUUUCCCUCUUUUUUUCCGCUUCAUCUGCUGCGGAUCCCGAUUUCACGUGCCCCACCUCACCGAUAACUGUCGACGGACAAUUGCCGAACGGAAGGAGCACUCCGGCCGUCUUUCCCUCGAAUUACUUUUGCGAACUUUCGGUACGUUCCUUCACAUUACUUAUAAUAUCGAAAAGGAAAAGGCUGAAACCAGAACCGGUCUGUGACAAGUCUGAUAUUAUCGGUUUCACCGUGGUCCCAUUUUUUCUCUCGAAACUCACAAACCAUUUUUCCAGUUCUCGCUUCCCGACGGAUAUUUUUUGACAUUCGAAGCGAGCGCGUUCAACGUCAACAAUCAGGACUUUCUGGUGAUUACGGACUCUUUGAACGUGACCUAUCGGUUGGUUCCACCCUCAAAUGUAUUCACUAACUAUCGUCCAUUUCAGUGUAAAUGGAACUGAAACGAUCAAUUCGCUGGCGAUCAAUGGAAAAACGCCAAAGCUAUUGUUGAGCACAGCACCUGGACAGGCAUCUUUUAACGUGAAAUGGACCUAUGGAAAUGGUGUAGUCAUAGGAUUACCGGGUGUUAAAAACCGCAAACCUUUCAGUUAUGUCCCUCCCGACGGAUCAACGGAAGACUGGAAAUGUGAUGGAGUUGGGGUACUUUGAUUCGCUGACACCCACGCAAAUAACGUCCACCGACGGAGGUCCGGUCGCACUGAAUAUCGAUUUUAUGGGAUGCACCGCAUUUUACAACUCUGUUUUGGUUUUCGACGGACCGUCCCUCAAUUCGAGCCUUUUGGGAUCGCUGAACACAGAUGUUCUCAAAUCGUCCGGCUCUUCUGUGACGAUUGUGAAGUACAACGACAUUUCAUGUCAUUACAAUGCGAACGGCGAUCCGAGAACGUAUCUGUUGAGUAAUGAUUGGUCCGGUCAGUUUAUAUUAUGAAUAUAGAAUAUACAUCCGUAAGACUCACUUUUUCAGUUGUGUCGAAAUUCAGUUCGUACGGUUUUGGCAACUAUGCGUGGUUCUACCCGAUCUCUGCCAACGCGGCAUUCACUUUCUACAAUAGUUAUUCAAACACGUUACUGUUGACAAAUCUGACGACUACUUCGAGUUCGGCAAUCGUUCGAAUUCAGCCCGGAUCGCCGACGAGCAACUACAGUACCGUACUUAACUACAGGUUGGGCACUUUAUUUCACAGGAAUCUCUCGAGCUCCAGUGAGGUCUUCUCAACUACACUUUCUUUUUGUGAAUCGUGUUUCACAAAGUCAACUUAACCACACAUCAGUCACCAUAAAUACUGUUGUAGAAGUAGCGUUUAUCCAAACCAUUAUAUCUCAGCUGCCGGUAGAGAUAUCAAAAAGUGGUCAACUAAUAAAAUGCUCACAAGGAAUUGGUCUACAUUUUAUUAGUUGACAACAUUUCCAUAUCUCUACAGGCCGCUGAGCUAUAGUGUUUUGAAUGAACGCUAUUGGGGUGCCCUUCGACCGCGCGACAAGCGGGUCCAUUAGUCGAUAGAUCCUUGGAUCUGAGGCAGCUGUCGAAUCUUUAAGACACCUAAAAAUAAAUUGCAGUGGAAACAACUUUGCCAAUAUGCUACCCCAGGAACUCGCCACCAACUUUUUCACAAUCACAGUCACCCAAGGAUCCACGGCCGUCAGCGUGGGCUAUCCGUCGAACGACGGGUCCAUAGCGGUCUCGACGGACCGGAAAGCGAAACUGACUUCGAGAUCUGCGUGGCAACCGUCCACCGAGUGGGCCUAUGACCGCGCUUUGAAAGCUUAUGGUGAGUUUUGAACGAUGUCCGACACUAAACAGACGGUGUAUUUCACGUCUCGUCGCCAUUGUGAAUUGUGUUUAGAAACUAGACGAUAACUGAAGAAUGACUAGUUUUGCGAUAAAAUCAUCAACUACAAAGUUGUUAAGCACAAAAAUUACAAAAACUUUUUAGUUGACCACGUUUUGAAAUUAUCAUCAGAUCUCGAGAUAUAAGUGUCCAAAGAUAAGAAGAGUUUAGAGUAGGGCUACAAAACGUACUUUGAGGCCCCAAGUAUGAUUUUUGUCAAAUAUAAUGUACCAGACCUUCUUUAACUUAAAAUCAGCAGUUUCGUAUUUUUGUUUGCAGAUGGCAAUUAUCAGCAAACAUACCUCACAUUUGCGUUCUCGGUGGAUUCUCUCGUUUUGGGAUCGGAUCAAGACUCGUUGAACGUGGAAGUCGGCAACAAUUUCGGACAGUCCUCACCGGUUACGGUCACUUUCAAGAACAAUGUGACCGGUUCGAAAGUGCAAUCGCUUCAAGGCAGUUACAUGAGAGUCUAUACAUUGGGAAGCGAUUCGCGCAGCAUUUCCUCGUUUAUUCUUAGCUAUGAAACUGAGGUAAACUCGAGGAGCGUAUGAGUUCUUAUGUGAAAAAUCUGAAUUCAGAAUGAUCAAACCACAACUAAAACAAUGAAAGGUCAAACGGUGACGCCAAAGGAUGGAUCAACGAGUUGCAUUUUCAAUUUUUCGAGUGUACUUGUUGUGAUAUCACAUUUUGUAUUGAUAUUCGUGUAAUUUCAUCUAAAAAGUGUACAUAAACAUUUCACAGUAUCCUGGCAACUGGUAGAACAACCAAUCCGAGAAUCUGGCCAUGAACACGUUUCUAAAAAAGUGUUCAUUUGAAUCUGUUUUCUUUAUAGACUCAUUUGUUCCCUUCCAGCACAGAUCGGAGUUCUCUUCGUUCUCGUUCUCUUCAGAUCCAUUCGUGAUUUGUCUUCUUCUGACCGCUCUCGCUACGAACUCGCUCAACCACACCGACCCGAAUAAUCCGAACCCAUUCAACCGAACCGUCUCCGAUGUUCCCCGUCCGAUCAGAGCUACGAAUGGUUAGUGGACCGAGUGGAUCACUCAUCCAACAGAUCCGUUUGCAGCCGAUCCGUUGAAGACGACCAUCGACAAGAUGAAGACGAUCGCCAGGAUCGCGACGGGCAUCUUCCUGCAGCGGGCACUCGCCCAGAAAACCAUUAUGACCGACGCGCUCAUUUCCGAACUGCUCCGUCUGGGAAGUGUCACUCCGGCAGAUAUCAUCGGAAUCAACGCGACCGAACUGACGGAAGCACUGACUGCGCUGAAAGACCUGCCAGGUACGCUGACGGCCAACUCGAGGGCGAUGCGGUUCGCGGGUGUCUACGAGUUAUUUCUUUUUUCUGGAAUUUUCUCUCCAUUCCAGGCAAUCUCCAUCGGAAGCAUCUGAAAGCAGUCACACCUUUUCUUGUGAGUGAAACUCACGUGUUGUUCCGUAUCGAUUUCCCAAACCGUUCGCGGCGCGGCUUUUGCGACGUUCACCAAACGUUUGAUCCUCAGUCUGUGCAUUUUGACACGCCGGUGUUGCUCUGCGUACAGUGCAUUUUAUGUUACGCGCAAAGUUCAUUUUUUUUAGUUGUUGAUGAAUUUUCUCCAAAUAUUCAUCACUUUUAAGCGUUUUUCUCCACUUUCUACCUCAAUUAGACCUUUUUACGGAUUCCAGGUGAAGUAAUACGCGAAGAGAAGUCGAUGCGAUGAAAAGAAACGCGUAAGUAAAUGGAAGUAAUGUUUUAUUCAGAAAAUAUACGAUUUCUCGAAAAAAGUCUCUAGAUCUUCUAAUCUUUUGAUUUAAAAAGUUCACUCACAUGACUGUGAAUGUCUUCGAAUCAAAAAGAAGUAGAGUGACGGCUCGCUUUCGCGGAAAAACCGAUAGUUUGCCGGAAGACAGUGAAAUUUCGUUGAAAAAAUUUUUUUUUUGCUUCUAUGAACUGUCACUCUACUUUUUUUUGGUUCGAAAACAUUCACAGUCAUGUAAGUGAACUAUUUAAACAAAAAAAUUAGAAAAUCUAGAGACGGUUUUUGAGAAAAACAUUUUUUUCAACGAAAUGUCACUGUUUUCCGGCAAAGGACCAAUUAAAAUGCACUUUACGCAGAGCCACACCGAAGCGCAAAAAUGCAUACCAUUUGGCUGUGUAUGUUGCGAAAGCCGCGCCGUGCGUUUGUUCAAAAAGAUUGUCUUUCAGGCUGUCAUUCUGCUCCCACACGAUUGCCACGCGGAGCAAAAGUUCGACACUUCAGCUGUUUUCUUCAAAUUUAUCCAAUUCUUUCCCACAAAACGCACUCCUUGUUUAAAAAUAAUUCAUUUUUAUGCAAAAACCAAUUAUUGUUAGAGUUUCCGGUGCGAUCCUCCCAAUUCCCCAAUUCUCUCCCAUCAUUACUUACUUGUCUGAAAUAAAUGCGACACAUUAAUGAUUUUUUACUAUUUUUGUUCAUUUCAUUUUCAUUCGGCUCAUACUUCGAAAUAUCAAAUUGAUUGGCUGCCGCAGACUUGCGGAAAAUAGUCUUCUUCGAAAGGACUGUGCAAGUGCGCUCCAUUGCAAAGAGCCGGAAUGUCGGUGCGUUUCCGCUGCUGUGGCGAUUUUUUCGUAUUCUCCAGAAACGGAAUUUGAACUCCCUCCAAUUUGGCGGCACAAAGUGCAGGAGAGCGCGCUUGCAUUGUUGUUUACUUGUUUUUGUUUACUCGUUUUCUUCAACAUUUUCCUCCGUUUUUCUUCAGGAGAGAAGCCUUCUCCGCUCAAAUCGUCCAGAUGUCGCGUGUUCGAGCGAUGAUGUGUCCUCGUUCGUGUACCGAACAUGGAUUAUGUGUCGCUUCUGACGGGGGAGUACAGGUGCGUCUGCAAUCCUCCAUGAAGUGGCCUGGAUUGCAGUUCCUCGGAGGAAUCCACCACCAUUGCUCUUCGGGAUGGAGUUCCUUGCUCUGGCUCUUCCGUGGAUGGUGAUUGUAUUCGUUUUUGGCCGAAAAUAUAGCAAAACGGCAGAAAGGCGAUUUUUUCGAUUUAUCUAUUAAUUUCCCGCAUUCAGGACGAGGAAAAACAUGGGCGGUGCACGAUGGAGCCCUGUAUUGCGAAGAAAUGACGUUGCAGAUGAUGGAGGAAAACGACGGCGACGAACGGAAUCUCGACAAUUAUGUUCUUUUCGCCGAUUUGAGGGUACGCAGUCGAAAACUGGGUGAGCUCCCGAGACUGAAUUCCCGGGAAUUGCCGGAAAAAGUGAUGAAAGAACUUCCCGAGAAGCGCUUUCCCGACAAGUCUUCAGUCCUCCCGCUACCAAGUGUCUCGGUACCGAGAAGUCUUCAGUGUCCUCGUUAUGGGGCUAUUUAGCGAAUGUUUUGUUUUCCGUUUUUUUCGUUUUUUUACACCGCUGAAUUGGGUUUUUUGACGUAAAAAAACGGAAAACAAUCAUUUUUUUCACAGCCUGAAUAACCCCAUUACCGAGAAAUUACGAGAAGUCUGUGUUGAAUAUUCAAUAUUGAAGGGCUUUUCAGCCUGAAAUCAGGCUGAAACCGGUUUUUUUGUGGAAAUAAAUGUUUUUAUUUAAUUAAAAAAAUUAAAAAAAUUAAACAACAAAAUAAAAAAAGCAGAACAAUUGAACAACAAAUUAAAAAUUUAAAAAUAAAAUUAAUUAAAAAAAUACAUUUCAAGUGGUUUUUUUAAUUUUUUUAAUUUAAAAAAAGAUUUUGUUCCACAAAAAAAGCGGUUUCAGCCCUUCAACACAGACUUCUCGUAAUUUCUUGGUGGCGAUACCGAGACUUCUCCUCAGGUAAAAUUUCAAAUUUUUCUUGGCUAUUUUCAAACUUUUCCAGGCGCCACCUAAGAAAUUCUUGGAAAAGUUUGAGAAUUGCUUAGAAACAUUUUUAGUGCUUCAGAAAGUUUGAAAAGGUCUUGGAAAAGUUUUUUGUCUUGAGAAAGUUUGAGAAUGUCUUCAGAAGAGCCAAGAAAAGUUUAAAAUUUUACCUGAGAAAUUUUAGCGAUCGGUAGUCUAAAGACUUCUCGGUACCGACUACUACCGAGACUCUUGGUAGCGAGAAGACUGAAGACUUGUCGUUCCCGGGAAGUCUUGGUACCGGGAAGUUCUCCCAUUACUUUUCCCGGCAAUUCCCGGAACUUCAGUCUCGGGAGCUCACCCUCGACUCGAAAAUUGAGAAAUGACAUAUUUUUGAAAAUUGACUCGGAAAUCAUUGUUUAAAUCCAUUUUUGCAGGAAUUCCGUACGCCUUGUCCGUUCCAAGUCACCGGACUGGCCUAUUCUCACGACCCGAUCUAUGUGAAGGUUUGCAAUGCAGUCGUUUCAGAGUAGUUCUGCACUGGAAAAUGGAAAUGAGAACAAGAGUGACAAUUUUCAAGCCUAAAGCUAGCUGAAAUUUAAGACUACCCUUUGUCUGAAUACAAGGACCCCUUCAAGGAAACCGACAGUAUGUGGUAUUUGCAGCGGCGAGUACCGCCUGCUCGUCAUGGUCUGGUCCCUCGUCUCGUUCACCGGACAACUGAAAUUAGCGUGGCACCUACGAAGGAACGUCUGCGGGUUCGACGAUCCCAUCAAUAUCGAAGUGAUGAAAUAGUGAGCCCCGAAAACUCUUUUCAAAUAUCUCAUCCGUUUCAGUCUGACCCAAGUGCUCCAAUUCGUGCGGGAUCACUACGAAUCGGGCCGGGAAUCGGGCCUCCUCGCGGGCUUCGACCGUCCGAUGCUCGAGUUCCUCGACGAGCAGGACCAGCGGGUGCCCGACACUCAGCAGCUGUUCCUCACGAUGAAUCCGUCGGCGAUCCUGGACAUUCGCAUCGGACAGGGCGUGCUCGACGAGAGCUUUCGGGACAAUCUGGACGUCAAAAUGGUGUUCCGACUGCAGCACCGGGACCCGAAAGUGCUCGACUCGCUCUACGAAAUGCGCACCUCGCGGCUGAUCAUCGCGGUCCAGAAUUCGUGUUUUUUGCAAUUCAUCGACGAGAACGGAGUGCUGGAUCUGAACAAGGCGUACCCGGAUGAUCCGAUGCUGCACCGGCUCAUCGUGCAAACUCAUUUUGUGGGCCACGGACUCACCGACCUCGAGGGAUGCAAAAGGCACGCGCGCCCCCCUGUUUUCGAUCGAUUGGGGUGGACGCUCGUCAAGGUGCAGAGAUUCAUGUGAGGAACAAAGUCUUUCCAAAGCUGUUUGAUCGGCUUACAAUAAUCCGAUCCGAUCAUCGGAGCCAAACUUUGCAGACUUCUUGGGCUUGGGUUAAAGUGUUUUGGGUAGAAGUUUCUUGUUGCCGAAAAGACCCGAUUUUUGCAAAAACUUCGGUCGUUUCAGUCUGAACCCAGUAUAUCUCGGGACAAGAUAAUCCGAUCGGUCUGAAACACGUUCUUAAAAUACUUCAUUUCGACCCAGUCGUCGUCAAACUAAAUUUUGCAGAAGACGUUGCGAAGUCCGUUACCGUGGCAACCUGUUCGCGACGGAGAACGGCCUGCGGAACUCUCCGAAUCCGCUGGUCGGCAUCUCGGGCGACUGCGACGACGCGCGCGCCGAUUACUCACUCGACGGGACCGUGCUCUACGUGCGUCGCCUCCUCCGCGCCAUUUACUCGACGAUUCCGGCCGACAACCCGAUGGCGGACGACAAUUUGCCGGCGGAUUGGCUGCUGGCCGCCUGGCGCGGACUCUACGAUCGCAAGAUUCUCGAGAUUCUGUCCGCCGAAGCGGUGAGUCGCCGAUUUUCGGAAAUUCAGACGGUUAUCUAAAUAGUUAUUUUUAAAGUUGAAAACAAUCAAUUUUCAGUUUAUAUUCUCGUUAAACUUCAAGCACAUUUGCAGCGAACUCGAAUCGCUCAUUAUUUCUAUACGAAUGGGAUGAUAGAAGCGUUUCUCGAUCUGCUAAAACAGGUUAUUAUCGAUUGUGAGUUUCAACCGAAACCUGUCGGUCCGCUUCGUUUAGUACUGUUUUCCGCGUUUGGCGCAACAAAUCUUCGCCGAGCACCGACGCGGAAUCAUCCUCUGGAAGAAACUUCCGCCGGACGUCAAUCACGUCAAAAUGCGGGGAAUUGGACCCAAACUUUGCAGACUUGUUGGACUUGAAUUCAAGUAUUUUGGGUCCAAGUUUUAGACCGACUGGAUAAUUUACUCUGGAGAUAUUAUGCAUUCGCCCGGAGAGAAACUUUUCACUCCAGCUUGCGGGCUUGAAUAGUUUGUCGCGAAUGCAUAAUAUCUCCAGAGUAAAUAAUCCAAUCGGUCUGAAACUUGGGCCCAAAUUACUUUAACCCAAUUCCAAAAAGCCUGCAAAGUUUGAUUCCGAUCGGAAUAUUACAAAAGGUAAUUUCUUGCAGGAUAACGGACAUGUGGCCAAAGAACGAGUUCGAUCGGGCGACGCGAGUGCCCCGCAAGAUGUACGUCGACAAUCGGCGCGUCGAAAAGAGCGUCUUCCACAUGAUCGGACACAGAAAUUUCAAAAAUUACUACACGUCGGUUCAAGAGCGACUAAGUCCCAUGUUCAAACAGUUUUACGCGGUACGCAUUUGGAUUUCACGGUCUCCAGAGCUGACAAUAUGGGCGUGGCCUCGGCCAAAUAGCGUUUUCAUGAAUUGAGCAGGUUUUCUCUGAUUUUUCUGGUCAAAGGCGAUGAAAAAUGAUUGUUCGACAUGAAAACACACUAAUUCUCAGAAUUAAUGACGUUUUAGCGCAUUUUUCGCGGACUUCGCUUUUUCGCCUUCGUCGCCGAUCGCCGCCUCAAAACCGCACUUCUCAUUUUGCGCUCUCUUGACCGUUUUCAGACAGAAUUGGUUUUGAGAAUGAUAAAUCACGUAAAUACAAGCAUUUUGAGCGCUCGAACCGCGAAAAUUACCGAAAAGCAACUGAAAUUCACGCAGUUUUAGCCAAAAACCUUCAAACGGAUAAAUGUGAUUUGCGACUUGACCAAAAUUAACGCUGUUAGCCUAUACAAUCGGUCUAUCGAGAGAAAAAUGAGAAAUUAUCGGUUUUUCGUGGCUAAUCUGGCAAAAAACACAAAUUUCGCGCGCGCCAAUGUAUCGCUCUAUUGGGCGGGGCGCACUUGCGCCCAUUGUCAGCUCUGGAGACCGUGGAUUUUUAGAAAUAUUUUCGAAUUAAAACAAUUUUUUUAAGCCUCUGUGAUAUUUUCGAUAGAAAUUUUUACCAACCCGUUCGAAUCCCUCAGUGCAUUCAGAAAGACUUCCCCGUGGCGGACCGACCGUAUCGCCCGAACACGCCACGGGACUCGAGGUUUGCCGACCAGGAGCUGGAGGCGUCCUCCUCGGCGCCGGGACCGUCGAAUGCCGGUAGUCGGUAG
This is a messenger RNA of Caenorhabditis sp. 36 PRJEB53466, 9120 nucleotides long. NCBI's taxonomy places the organism in Eukaryota, Metazoa, Nematoda, Chromadorea, Rhabditida, Rhabditidae. The record is from the annotation of a GenBank genome assembly.